UCGGUGUAUUACAACGGUCCUAGAGUACGUCUCGUCGCGUAUCGCACUGGGAUUGAUUGAAAGUAGCAAUGAAAUCAACGUAUUUCAACAGUAACGAAUUUAGCAAACACUGAACAGUCUGUCUGAAGUUGCGGGUGUUCUGUGAAAUUGUUGUGUACAACAAUUGCUAAUUUGAAAUUUGAUUCCAAAAGAGAAUGAUGAAGUUUAUUUUUCAAAAUUAUUACUUGUGAUGGACAUUGUGUCCAUAGAAAGUCAUGGUCUGAGUGAUGUCCAUAGACAAACUUCAGUGAUAUGUGUAAGAGAGAUAUUUUAAUUGUGUCUGUAAAUUGUGUAAUCAAUACAGUGAGCAUUCCCCUGAAUACAUCGGUCACUACAGGUGUUAGAAGUCAUUCCGUUCUACCAAAGAAGGAGAUUUAUUUGUGAAUGUUUCAAUAGACAGCCAUAAAAAAAGAAAAAGCUCUAAUAGAGAGGUAAAAUAGCAUUCUGAAGGCUCUCAUCACCAUCGAUACUGAUCAUUUCAACAGAAAUUGGAUCUAUCAAGAUUUCUUUAAAUCUAAAGAAGUCACUUUCACUGAAUAAUAAAUCCACUGUGAAUAUUUAGCAAAACGGUUUAUAGUGUGUGAAGUGUAAUGUCAGAAAAGGCAGCAAUGGAUAGAACAGAAAAUGGAAGUGAUGGCAGUGACUCCACAAGUGGGGACGAGAAUGUGGAGCGGGGCAACUGGUCUCGGAAGCUGGACUUCAUGUUGUCCUGUCUGAGCUAUGCUGUAGGCCUGGGCAAUGUGUGGAGAUUCCCAUAUGUCUGUUACAGAAAUGGAGCAGGAGCUUUUUUAAUCCCCUUUAUCAUUAUGCUGUUCGUGACUGGAAUCCCACUGGUUUUUAUGGAGCUUUCCUUUGGCCAGUAUGCUAGCUCAGGGGUUGUCUCUAUUUGGAAAGCUUCUCCAAUAUUUCAGGGUGUGGGCUGGGCUAUGUUCAUCGUGUCUGUGUACAUCUGUAUCUACUACAACAUGAUAAUUGCCUAUACGCUGUACUAUCUGUUUGCUUCAUUUGCCUCGGUCCUGCCCUGGAGUCUCUGUGGAGACUGGAGUACCUCAUCUUGCAGUGAGGGAGCCCGCUUUGCCAUGAAGACCUGUGCUGAGGCUAAUGGUGCUUGGUGUAAUGAAACGUGUUACUACAACCUGUCCAGCUAUGAUAUAUCCUUCAGAAAUGAACUUAGCUGUACCAACCUAACAAAAGGUGCCAGUCUCAAGUCCCCCAGUGAUGAAUACUUCCAUGUCAGUGUUUUGGGUAUAACACCAGGCGUACAUGCGUUGGGAACCAUUAAGUGGGAGUUGGUUGGCUGUCUUGCAGUGGCCUGGGUUCUGGUUGCCAUCUGUCUAGCCAAGGGCAUCAAGACCUCUGGUAAGGCAGUAUACUUCACAGCAUUCUUUCCUUACAUCGUACUCUUGAUUCUCCUGGUACGUAGCCUCACUCUGGAUGGAUCUGUGGAUGGUAUUGUCUACUACAUCACACCACAGUGGGACAAACUUCUCAGUGCAAGGGUGUGGGGUGAUGCUGCAGUGCAGAUCUUUUUUUCCCUAUCUCCCUGCUGGGGUGGUCUUAUCACACUAGCUAGUUACAACAAGUUCCAUAAUAACACACUGAGUGAUGCUGUUAUUGUGUCUGUACUUGACUCGGUCACCAGUGUGUUUGCGGGAAUGGUCAUUUUUUCCAUCAUUGGUUACAUGGCUAAGGAGCUUGACCAGCCAAUCGAUCAAGUAGCAAGUGAAGGGGCGGGAUUGGCAUUUGUGGUGUACCCGGAGGUGGUGACUAAGUUACCUGUAUCACAACUCUGGUCCAUCCUUUUCUUUGCCAUGUUAAUUACGCUUGGUCUUGGUACACAGAUUGCCACGGUAACAACAGUACACACGACCCUUCUGGACCAGUUUCCAGAAAUGUUCCGACGUGGACACCGGAAGCUGCUGCUUCUCAUUGGGAUAUCGGUAGGCUGUUUCCUGGUUGGACUUCCCUUUUGUACUCAGGGUGGGAUGUAUGUGUUACAACUGUUUGACAAUUAUGCUGCCACCUACUCUCUCCUCAUUGUGGGGCUUACAGAGUGCUUCGCCAUUUCUUGGGUGUAUGGGGCAGAUAGAUUUCUCUCGGAUAUACAGCAGAUGAUAGGAAAACGACCUCACAACAUAUGGAAGUACAGCUGGUCAUACAUAGCUCCCUUGGCUUUACUGUUUAUUCUGGUUUUUACCUGGGCUGACUUCAAACCAACAAAAUACGAUGUCUACGUUUUCCCACCCUGGGCCGAAGGUUGUGGUUUUCUGAUAGGUUUUUCUUCUGUCAUCUUCAUCCCUAUAGUGGCUAUCAUCAAGGUCACUAGGGCAAGGUCAAAACGGCCGGACAUGUCUUUAAAACAGGUUAUCAAAAGUAUUUCCUGUUCCACAGAAGACUGGGGGCCCGCACUCAAGGAGCACAGAUCGCAGAGACAAGAACAAUACCCCACUGUAGAAACUUUUGAAUCUCAAGUACCUCUCACCCAACCAGUUCAGGAGAACACAAGUUUCUAA
Ylistrum balloti is the source of this 2552-nucleotide messenger RNA. Its product is annotated as sodium- and chloride-dependent glycine transporter 1-like. The record is from RefSeq and is a predicted model, not a curated record. The transcript is spliced from 15 exons. Gene Ontology annotation, biological process: sodium ion transmembrane transport. Bases 630 to 2552 code for a protein of 640 amino acids. Gene Ontology annotation, cellular component: membrane. Lineage: Eukaryota; Metazoa; Mollusca; Bivalvia; Pectinida; Pectinidae.